Messenger RNA from Prosopis cineraria, 1172 nucleotides. RefSeq lists its product as uncharacterized. The transcript is spliced from 4 exons. Lineage: Eukaryota; Viridiplantae; Streptophyta; Magnoliopsida; Fabales; Fabaceae. Gene Ontology annotation, molecular function: antioxidant activity. The record is from RefSeq and is a predicted model, not a curated record. The coding region runs from base 1 to 1110 and encodes 369 amino acids.
AUGGCCUCUUUCUCAGUGGAGGAUUUCAUAGGGAAUGGAAUUUUGAAGGGGUUGCUUCCAAAGUUACUGGAAGAAGGUUGGGAUGAUGUGCCAACAAUGAAGAUGAUGAACGCAGAGGAUAUGAAUGCAAUACACAUGACACAACAGCAAAAGGAUGCACUUGGAUUGAGGUCAUACCUGCAUGAACGUGGAUUGAUGAAAUACGCAGAGAAGAUGGAGGCAUCUGGAAAAUAUCUCCCUGAACUCCUUAACUUCAGCAGCAUGGAUCUUUCAGCCCAGUUUGACAUGAAACGAGGCCAUAUUGCCCGUUUUGUGGACAGAACUAGAUGUGAUGAUUCUUUCAAACUACGUGCAAUUCCUACCAGGAAAAGAUCCAGCAUAUUUUAUAGAGAUGAUAGUAUCCCCAAGAGUCAUGCAUCUUACAGCUCUAAUGGUAUGAAAAGAUCUUAUUUAAGGAGUAAUACAACUUCUGAUAAAUCACUUGAGCAAUCAAUGGCUGAUUUAAAGAUUAAAGAUGGAUACAUCUUUAAAGGGAUUGUAGCUGCAGGGCCAGCUGAGCCUAGAGCAUGUGGCUGUGUACAAGCUCCUCCUGUCAUUGACCAAGUAGCUCCAUAUGCUGCUAUCGAAAAUAUAUCAGUGCAGAAACUAGCUCCAGAGUAUAAGAUUGGAAUGGAACCAUUGGUGAAAACAAAUACACCUCCAAUGAAGGCUUUAGAACUGUGGCGAGAUCAACCAGCUGUCAUCCUCUGUCUCCGACGACCAGGGUGCAUCAUGUGUAGAGCCGAGGCACACCAGCUCUUUUCGAGAAAACCCAUAUUUGAUGCACUCGGCGUUAAACUAUUUGCAGUUCUUCAUGAGCACAUAGAGUCAGAGGUAAAGGAUUUCUGGCCCCGAUAUUGGGGUGGCACAGUACUUUUCGAUCGAGGUAGGGAUUUCUUUAAAGCUCUUGGUGGGGGAAAACUAUUAAAGGAUAAGUUCAUAUCAGGAUUUUUACUGAAUCCCCGAGCACUGGCCAAUUACAAGCGUGCAAAGGCCAUAGGAGUUGACAAUAACUUCAAAGGAGAAGGGGAGAUAAAGGGUGGAAAACAGGCAUUGCUUACCAGUUUAUAGAGAGGAACUUUGGUGAUUGGGCACCCAUAGCUGAAGUCAUCGAGAUUUGUACUCAAUUGCAG